Messenger RNA from Rattus norvegicus (Norway rat), 939 nucleotides. RefSeq names its product olfactory receptor family 4 subfamily K member 51 (gene Or4k51). Gene Ontology annotation, cellular component: plasma membrane; membrane. Gene Ontology annotation, biological process: detection of chemical stimulus involved in sensory perception of smell; signal transduction; G protein-coupled receptor signaling pathway. The record is from RefSeq and is marked reviewed. The transcript has a single exon. Gene Ontology annotation, molecular function: G protein-coupled receptor activity; olfactory receptor activity. The coding region runs from base 1 to 939 and encodes 312 amino acids. Lineage: Eukaryota; Metazoa; Chordata; Mammalia; Rodentia; Muridae.
AUGAAUGGAGGUAAUCAGUCUCUGGUAUCAGAAUUUGUGCUUUUGGGUCUUUCCCAAUCACAGAAUCUUCAGGUCUUACUCUUCAUAAUAUUUUUGAUGGUUUAUCUGCUCAUUCUAUCUGGAAAUACUAUUGUCAUGUUCUUAAUCAUCACUGACAAGAAUCUUCAUUCUCCCAUGUACUUCUUUUUGGCCAACCUGUCCUUUGUUGAUAUGUGGCUUUCCUCAGCCACCACUCCUAAGAUGAUUACAGAUUUUCUCAAAGAACCAAAGAUCAUUUCUUUUGCAGGCUGCAUGUCCCAGGUCUUCUUUGACCAUUGUGUUGGUGCAGUAGAGAUGCUGCUGCUGGUGGUGAUGGCUUAUGACCGCUAUGUGGCCAUCUGCAAACCCCUCCACUACUUCACUAUUAUGAACCUGAAGCGAUGCACUGGAUUAGUGUUCACUUCCUGGGCAAUUGCCUUUGUGCAUGCCAUGAGUCAGCUUUUGGCAGUUGUGAAACUGCCUCUCUGUGGUCACAUGGAAAUUGACAGUUUCUUCUGUGACAUACCACUUAUAAUCAAGCUAGCUUGUAUGGAUUCCCAUAUUUUGGAUAUUUACAUGAAUAUUGACUGUGGGUUUGUGGUUGUAACCUGCUUUAUUUUGUUGCUCAUCUCCUAUACAUAUAUUCUUCUCACUGUUCGCCAGAGCUCUAAAGCUGGUGCAUCUAAGGCUCUGUCCACAUGCACUGCACAUAUCACAGUGGUGUUGAUCUUUUUUGUGCCCUGUAUCUUCAUCUAUGUGUGGCCCCUCAGUAUCACCUGGUUCGACAAAUUUCUUGCUGUAUUUUAUACUGUUUUUGCACCUCUCCUAAAUCCAGCCAUUUAUACACUGAGAAAUAAAGAAAUGAAAAAUGCUCUAAAGAAGUUAAAAAACCAUUUUAUGAAUGAUAAGGGAAAUACUUAA